Equus quagga is the source of this 2751-nucleotide messenger RNA. It is a transcript of the gene ADRA1B, whose product is annotated as adrenoceptor alpha 1B. The record is from RefSeq and is a predicted model, not a curated record. NCBI's taxonomy places the organism in Eukaryota, Metazoa, Chordata, Mammalia, Perissodactyla, Equidae. Gene Ontology annotation, biological process: regulation of cardiac muscle contraction; regulation of vasoconstriction; adenylate cyclase-activating adrenergic receptor signaling pathway. Bases 513 to 2054 code for a protein of 513 amino acids. The transcript has 2 exons. Gene Ontology annotation, molecular function: alpha1-adrenergic receptor activity. Gene Ontology annotation, cellular component: membrane.
GGCUGCGGGCGCCUUCGCUGGACCUGCAUUGCCCCCUAGUGCCGCGCGGAGUCAGGGCGCCGGGCUCCCCCGCCUGAUGUCACCGCCGUGCAGUCAGCCCAGAGGCGGCUCAUUGAAAGCAGACCCUCCUCGGCGCUGGCUGGGCGGAGGCGCCGCCGCCCGCACACCCGCCGCGGCCGGGCCGAGCCGGGCGCCCCCUGCCCCGCCGCCCCCGGCUCCCGCCGCUCCCCCGCGAGCCCGGCCCGGCGCGCCUGACGUGGACCAUUAAACUUGGAGCUGCCGCCUCGUCCCCUUUCUCCUCCUCCUCCUCCUUCUGACAGGCGAGCGAGCGGCUCGGUGCAGGCAGGAGACGUGCUGCCGGGCUGGGCUGCCCGGGGAGAUGACUUCUGGCCGGGAGGGAGCCUCUGGGAAGAGGACCACGGGGGAAGCAAAGUUUCAGGGCAGCUGAGGAGCCUUCGCCGCAGCCCUUCCGAGCCCUCUCACCUCCCUGGCUAUGGAGGGCGGACUCUAAAAUGAAUCCCGAUCUGGACCCCGGCCACAACACAUCAGCACCUGCCCACUGGGGAGAGUUGAAAGAUGCCAACUUCACUAGCCCCAACCAGACCUCGAGCAAUUCCACACUGCCCCAACUGGACAUCACCAGGGCCGUCUCCGUGGGCCUGGUGCUGGGCGCCUUCAUCCUCUUUGCCAUCGUGGGCAACAUCCUAGUUAUCUUGUCUGUGGCCUGCAACCGUCACCUGCGGACGCCCACCAACUACUUGAUCGUCAACCUGGCCAUCGCCGACCUUCUGCUGAGCUUCACCGUGCUGCCCUUCUCGGCCGCCCUGGAGGUGCUCGGCUACUGGGUGCUGGGGCGGAUUUUCUGUGACAUCUGGGCCGCCGUGGACGUCCUGUGCUGCACGGCUUCCAUUCUGAGCCUGUGCGCCAUUUCCAUAGAUCGCUACAUUGGGGUGCGCUACUCUCUACAGUACCCCACGCUGGUCACCCGGAGGAAGGCCAUCCUGGCCCUCCUCAGUGUCUGGGUCUUGUCGACUGUCAUCUCCAUCGGGCCUCUCCUUGGUUGGAAGGAACCGGCACCCAACGAUGACAAGGAAUGCGGGGUGACCGAAGAACCCUUCUACGCCCUCUUCUCCUCCUUGGGCUCCUUCUACAUCCCCCUGGCGGUCAUUCUGGUCAUGUACUGCCGGGUCUACAUCGUUGCCAAGAGGACCACCAAGAACCUGGAGGCUGGAGUCAUGAAGGAGAUGUCCAACUCCAAGGAGCUGACCCUGAGGAUCCACUCCAAGAACUUUCACGAGGACACCCUCAGCAGUGCCAAGGCCAAGGGCCACAACCCCAGGAGUUCCAUAGCUGUCAAACUUUUUAAGUUCUCCAGGGAAAAGAAAGCAGCCAAGACCUUGGGCAUAGUGGUCGGCAUGUUCAUCUUGUGUUGGCUCCCCUUCUUCAUCGCUCUGCCACUUGGCUCCCUGUUCUCCACCCUGAAGGCCCCCGACGCCGUGUUCAAGGUGGUGUUCUGGCUGGGCUACUUCAACAGCUGCCUCAACCCCAUCAUCUACCCGUGCUCCAGCAAGGAGUUCAAGCGCGCCUUCGUGCGCAUCCUCGGGUGCCAGUGCCGCGGCCGCCGCCGCCGCCGUCGCCGUCGCCGCCUGGGCGGCUGCGCCUACACCUACCGGCCGUGGACGCGCGGCGGCUCGCUGGAGCGCUCGCAGUCGCGCAAGGACUCGCUGGACGACAGCGGCAGCUGCCUGAGCGGCAGCCAGCGGACCCUGCCCUCGGCCUCGCCGAGCCCCGGCUACCUGGGCCGCGGCGCGGCGCCGCCCGUCGAGCUGUGCGCCUUCCCGGAGUGGAAGGCGCCCGGCGCGCUCCUGAGCCUGCCCGCGCCCGAGCCCCCAGGCCGCCGCGGCCGCCCCGACGCGGGCCCGCUCUUCACCUUCAGGCUCCUGGCCGAGCCCGAGAGCCCCGGGACCGACGCGGGCUGCGAGGCCGCGGCCGACGUGGCCAACGGGCAGCCGGGCUUCAAAGCCAACAUGCCCCUGGCGCCCGGGCAGUGUUAGGGGUCCGCGCCCGCUCCUUGUCCCCGGGGAGGACAGCAUCGUGGGGGGCGGGCGGGGCGGAGGGGCAGGGCCAUGUUGGCGCCGGGUCGACGCGGGCCCCAGGGGGAGACGGGGCGGGGAGAGGGCCAGCUGCUUUUCUGGCAGGGGCAUGGGUGCCAGGUACAGCGUGGAGAGCUGGGCCCAGCAUGCUGAGAGCCCGGGGCCCCGACGCCGGCCGGGAUUUCGUCUCUCUCUCUCUGUACAUAUAUCCACAAGUCCCUGUGUCCAUGUAUUUAACCGUGGGUACACGUGCGUGUGUCUGUGCGGUGUACGUGUGGUCUGCAUGUGUGCGUGAGUGGGGCCGCCCGCGCGGGGCAGAGCGAGUGUGCGCCCAGGAGAGAGCGGGGCCGUCGUCUGUCUGGCGACUUCGUACCUCUCAAGCCCCUCCUUUUACUUCCCUGAACGAUGGCACUUGGGCGGGGGUGGAAACACAGUCGGACAUUAAAGGUCAAUUCUCCUGUGCGGCUUCGAGUAGUCUGUGAAGUGGGUGGGAGGCAGGGUCUGCAGUUUCCUUUUCCUUCCUCUUCGGGGUUGCCCGGUCCCUUCGGCCGGUCCUGCGGGCCACGGAUGUGCUGGCCCCGCCUGGCCCCAUUUCUGCCUUUGCCGUUACUGCCCUCCAGGGCUAAACAGAUCUGACCCUGUGGCUGAAAGUGACCCC